AGUAAUCAAUCAUAACAAAGUUUCAUUUUUGUCUGACCAAACUUAAAAGUUAAGAAAAUUUCUUUUUUUUUCAAAUUAUAUUUUAACCUAUAUUUUUUUGAAAAGAACAAUUUUUUUGAUACAUUUACGGUAUAUAAUGGUGGAAAGGAUUGAAGACUUAAAUCUUCCUACAGCUGUGGUUACUAGACUAAUUAAGGAUGCAUUACCACCGAAUUCAUUUGUUAGCAAAGAAGCGAGAGCAGCGAUAGCAAGAGCUGCAUCUGUAUUUGUAAUUUAUUUAACAGCUUCAUCCACAACAUUGGCGCGCAAAGCUAAAUUAAAAACUAUCACAGCAAAAAAUAUUUUAGAUGCUUUAGAUCAACUAGAAUUCGAAAGUUUUGUUGGACCUUUAAAUGAAGAGCUCGAGAGUUACAGAAAAAAUAUGAAAGACAAAAAAGAUAGUAAAGCUUCAGCAGCUGCAGCUAAAAAGGAAGACAUUACUGAAGCGGCAGAAAAGCGCGACAAUGAACAAGAGCCUGAUACAGUUAUUAUACCAGAUGAUGAUUAAAUGUUAAUUUUUGGUUCACUAAAGAAAAUAUACAAAUUUG
This is a messenger RNA of Condylostylus longicornis, 587 nucleotides long. RefSeq names its product DNA polymerase epsilon subunit 3 (gene Chrac-14). Gene Ontology annotation, cellular component: epsilon DNA polymerase complex; CHRAC. Gene Ontology annotation, molecular function: chromatin DNA binding; protein heterodimerization activity. Gene Ontology annotation, biological process: heterochromatin formation; leading strand elongation; DNA damage response. The transcript is spliced from 2 exons. The record is from RefSeq and is a predicted model, not a curated record. Bases 137 to 547 code for a protein of 136 amino acids. NCBI's taxonomy places the organism in Eukaryota, Metazoa, Arthropoda, Insecta, Diptera, Dolichopodidae.